AUGAUUCAACCCACCGCAGCGGAUGAUUUUGUUCUGACCCUGUCGGACAAUGAAGAGCUUCCGUUGAGCGAGUCGGAAAGCGACGAGUUGCAGACAACCACGCUCGCCUCGGGCACGAAGCGAAAACGGCACGAACCUGCAAUCAAGACUGCCCUGCAGAACAAAAAGCAGAAAAAGCAAUCGAAAAAGCAGGCCGAGCCCGAACGUGAAGAGUCGGUACCCCCUUCCGAAAGCGGAGACGAGCAAGGUGUUCAGGAUGGGGCCAUCGAUCCAGAUUUCGAGUUUGAUGUAGGCGCCAAUGGCAUACUGGAAGACCUGGAUGAUUUUGAUGGAUGGGGAGAGGGGAAGGCAACGAACACGAACGGCGAUGGCAAGAAGAAGGGCUUGGACAUAGAUGAGAUCAUCGCUCGCCGUGCCGCAAAGAAACAAAAGUCCCUCGCGUCUCAGAAGGCCGACAAAGAGCAGGACAAUUCUCCUGCGGACAGUGACGACGAAGAUAUGGCCAUACCUGACUUCGAGGACGAUGAGCUUCUAGCCGAAGACACGUUCGGUGCCAAUGCUGCCUCAGAGGAUGAGGAUGAAGCCUCGGCCGGGGAGGAGGAUGGGGAAGAGGAUGAAGAUUCUGGAGAGGAAGCACAGGAAGACGAAAAUGCUUCCGACGACGAUUCGGUCGCUUCGCCUACCGCCCACCCCGACGACCUGGCUUCUGAGCACUCAGAUAGCGAAUCAGACACAUCGACCUCGGAUGCAGAGGAGCAGGCGAAACGAGCCGCGUUCUUUGCCCCUGAGGACAAAACGGCAACAGCACAAGUCAAAUCCGCAGCUUCGUUUCAACAGUUCUCAUUGUCCCGACCGAUUCUGAAAGCCCUGGCGGCACUAUCUUUCACCGCACCCACCCCGAUUCAAGCCCGUGCCAUUCCCGUCGCAUUGCAGGGCUUGGACGUGGUUGGUUCUGCUGUGACAGGCUCUGGCAAGACUGCAGCAUUCUUACUCCCAAUCCUCGAACGUCUCCUUUAUCGUCCGAGGAAAGUCCCUACAACCCGGGUGGCGAUUCUGAUGCCGACCCGUGAACUGGCCGUCCAAUGUUACAGCGUUGCCACUGCCCUUGCGCGCUUUACGGACAUUACAUUUGCGCAAGUCGUUGGAGGCUUCUCCUUGAGAGAGCAGGAGGCCAUCCUGAAGAAGCGACCCGACGUGGUCAUCGCGACGCCAGGUAGAUUCAUCGACCACAUGCGCAAUUCCGCCAGCUUUGUGGUGGAGAACAUUGAGAUCCUGGUCUUGGAUGAAGCAGACCGGAUGUUGGAGACUGGAUUCGAAGACGAGCUAAAUGAGAUCUUGAGAACCAUCCCCAAGGGUCGGCAAACCAUGCUCUUCUCUGCAACCAUGACAGACAGUGUCGACAAACUCGUGAGAGUGGGAAUGAAUCGUCCCGUGCGGCUUUCGGUCGAUGCGAAGAAAAGCACAACCGCGGGCCUGGUGCAAGAAUUCGUUCGCCUACGUCCAGGCAGAGAAAACACAAGGUUGGCGACCCUGUGCAUUUUGUGCAAGGAUUUCUUCACCGAGCGGACUAUUAUCUUCUUUCGGCAGAAAAAGGAAGCCCAUCGGGUUCGCAUUGUCUUUGGACUGCUCGGUAUCAAGGCCGGUGAACUUCACGGCAGCAUGUCCCAAGAACAGCGUAUCGGCGCCGUCAACUCGUUCCGCGAAGGCAAGACCACGCACCUCCUCGCGACUGAUUUGGCCAGUCGAGGUCUGGACAUCAAGAAUGUCAUGACGGUCGUGAACUACGAAGCGCCUCAGACGCAUGAGAUCUACGUCCACCGUGUUGGUCGCACUGCCCGUGCAGGCCGCUCCGGUCGGGCUUGCACCAUAGCAGCCGAGCCAGACCGCAAGGUCGUCAGAGCGGCAGUGAAAAGUGCCAGGCAACAAGGCGCCAAGGUGGUGUCUCGGGCGGUAGAGGCGAAAGAGGUGGAUGCGAUGAAUGCCCAAAUUGAGGCGAUGGAGUCGGAGAUUGAAGAGAUCCUCAAAGAGGAAAAGGAUGAGAAACAACUUGCCCAAGUCGAAACGCAACUGACCCGGGGCGAGAAUAUUGUCAAGCACGAGGCUGAGAUUCUUGCGCGGCCGAAGCGAACAUGGUUCGAGACCGAAAAAGCCAAACUUGAUGCCAAAGCCAGAGGACUUCUGGAGUUGAACGGCCCCAAUGGUAUCGUGAAGGUCAAGACCGACAAGAAGAAAUUGAGCAACAAGGACAAGAAGCGACUCGACGACAAGAGGGAGAGAGUGGAAGGCAAGAUGUGGCGGAAGGGCAAGGAUAGCGAGGCCGCCGUGAAAAACGACAGGAGAGAGCGGAAGCUCGGAAAAUCCAAGAGUAAAACAAAACCUAAGAUGGGAAAGGGCAAGACGAGGAGAUAG
Molecule: messenger RNA, 2409 nt
Organism: Capronia coronata CBS 617.96
Lineage: Eukaryota; Fungi; Ascomycota; Eurotiomycetes; Chaetothyriales; Herpotrichiellaceae
Exons: 1
Coding region: 1-2409 (802 amino acids)
Molecular function (GO): nucleic acid binding; RNA helicase activity; ATP binding
Source: RefSeq, a predicted model, not a curated record